Lathyrus oleraceus (garden pea) is the source of this 804-nucleotide messenger RNA. RefSeq lists its product as uncharacterized. Gene Ontology annotation, biological process: proteolysis. The coding region runs from base 1 to 804 and encodes 267 amino acids. NCBI's taxonomy places the organism in Eukaryota, Viridiplantae, Streptophyta, Magnoliopsida, Fabales, Fabaceae. The transcript has 2 exons. The record is from RefSeq and is a predicted model, not a curated record. Gene Ontology annotation, molecular function: aspartic-type endopeptidase activity.
AUGGGUCAGAUAGCACAACAGUUAACUUCAAAUUAUCAAGCCUCGGGUACCCUACCCAGUGGUACGGUAACAAAUCCGCGGGAACAUAACAAUGUUAGCACUGUCGUAACCCGAAGUGGGAAGUCAACAAAAGAAAACAGUAUGGGGGAAGAUGGAUUGUUAGAAGUGGAUUUAGAAAUCAUGGAAACCAAGGACCAAGAUGAAGAAGUGGUACCGCCACCUGUCAAGGAGAAAGAAAAGCUUGAAAUAAACAUCCCUUUUUCUGAGACAUUAGAACAAAUUCCAAUAUAUGCCAAGUUCAUGAAAGACAUCAUCUCCAAAAAGCGUUCCACUGAUAUAUACCCGAUCAUCCUAACUGAAACAUGCAGUUCCAUUCUUCAAGGUAUGAAAAUCCCAGUGAAAAAGAAAGAUAGGGGAUCAGUUACUAUUCCGUGCACUAUUGGUGAUAGAAAAUUCAAGAAGGCUCUUAUUGACUUAGGAGCAAGUGUAAGCUUGAUGCCACUAUCCAUAUAUAAGAAAUUAGGCAUUGGCACUAUUCAAGAUACUCAAAUGACACUUCAAUUUACGGAUCGCUCUGUUAGGCGACCUAAUGGGAUUGUGGAAGACGUUCUUGUAAAAAUUGACAAGUUUGUUUUCCCAGUUGACUUCGUCAUUUUGGAAAUGCCCGAAGAUGAGGAGAUUCCUCUCAUAUUGGGCAGACCAUUAUUGGAAACAGGACGGUGUAUGAUAGACAUCGAGGAAGGAACAAUGACUCUUAAAGUCUAUGAUGAAGAGUUAAAAAUAGAUGUGCGGAACACAAUGUAA